Messenger RNA from Parus major (Great Tit), 4792 nucleotides. Its product is annotated as histone H2B 5-like. Bases 186 to 566 code for a protein of 126 amino acids. Lineage: Eukaryota; Metazoa; Chordata; Aves; Passeriformes; Paridae. The transcript is spliced from 2 exons. Gene Ontology annotation, molecular function: protein heterodimerization activity; structural constituent of chromatin; DNA binding. Gene Ontology annotation, cellular component: nucleosome. The record is from RefSeq and is a predicted model, not a curated record.
GUGAUUUCUGUUUCAGACAAAAGGCAGCAGCCCAGUCCAAGGGUAUUGUUAUCUUCUCCCAGCGUCGACCUUUGUUCUCCUUGGGUUUAGCCUGUCACUUCCUAGGGUUUGCCUCUGUCCCUUGUUGGGACAGCAGCACCUCCCACCCACUAGCAGCUCCAAGACACAGCGGAAGAGGUCUCAGGAUGCCAGAGCCAGCAAAGUCAACCUCAGCCCCCAAAAAGGGCUCCAAGAAAGCCGUGACAAAGACCCAGAAGAAGGGUGACAAAAAGCGUCACAAAAGCAGGAAAGAGAGCUACUCCAUCUAUGUCUACAAGGUGCUGAAGCAGGUCCAUCCUGACACUGGCAUCUCCUCCAAGGCCAUGGGCAUCAUGAACUCCUUCGUCAAUGACAUCUUUGAGCGCAUUGCUGGAGAAGCCUCCCGCCUGGCCCACUACAACAAGCGCUCCACCAUCACAUCCCGGGAGAUCCAGACAGCCGUGCGCCUGCUGCUCCCAGGAGAGCUGGCCAAGCACGCCGUCUCAGAGGGCACCAAGGCUGUCACCAAGUACACCAGCUCCAAAUAGCCGGGCAUCCCCUCUGCAGUGGGACCAUCGAGCUCCGGGCCCUCCACGCAAGCACAGGUAGGCAGCCAUGGUCUGGAUGAAUGGUCACAGCUAUUAUCCACAGCAAUUUGCAGCCUGGGGAUGGGCAUGAGAAGCUGCCCAGAGGAAGAGGAGAGAGUAUUCAGGAUGCCAGCUGAUUUUCAUAGUCUGUUCAGGAUGUGGAAAGGAUUUGUCGAGGCUGGUAGUGGAGGCCCUUGCUUUCACAUCUCAUUCGAAGAACUGACCAACCAUAGUACAUCCAGUCUCCUCUGUGCUUGGCAAACAUUCAUGUUUGGCACUGGGAGGGGGGGACUGGCAGCGGCAACACAGAGACACCAUCACUGAAGUCUUCCUGUUUGACUGCUCUCUCACAGUCAUCUGAUGUGGGUACUGAAGAGUCAGCGCUGCAUCCUCUCUCUCAGAGCCUGAAUCCCUCCUGGUGUGCAGUGGCUCAGCCCACCCUGUGCUGGCAGAAGUGGCAUCAACAGCUAUCAGGCACAUAUUGAUUCAACAGCUAUCUGUGCUUGACAGCCUGUUUUAAAGAGCAAGCCUGGCAGGCAGGCAGAUGCCCACGAUGAUGCCAAGCUCUAAUCCUCCUCCUUGCUCCUGAUGGAUGAGCCAUGAAGCAGGAUGAGGGUGCUGGCACUGGAGCUGCCCACUGCCUCCCACCUUGUGCUGAGGUGGAGGAAUGGACAAGGUGGGAUGCUGGGAAUGGGUCUCUGUCUUUCCUGGCUGCUGCUUUGCCUGCCUUAGGACUUGCUUUGGCAUGCAAGACAUUGCUAAUUCUGCUGCUUUUCAGAGACUUUUCCUGCCUUGAUGCUGCCUGGGUGCUCCAUUCCACCAUAAAUGUGGGCAAGAUGGGGUGGUGCCCAUGGGGGUCUCCUCUCCUGUGAGGAAUAGGGUGAUGCAGGACAGACAGCACAGCUGCUUUGGGCAGGUACUGAGGGUUUGGGAAGGCAUCUGGUGUGGGAACAGAGGUGGUUAGUGCAUUUUGAGGGGUAGGAGGAAGCUGGCUCCCCACAAAGAUCACUGCAGGCAGCUGGCCUGGCCCUGCCCUCCCUAAUUCAUUCAGCAGUUAAGAAGCAAAAGCAAAGUUGGGGGCUGGGUGAAUAUAUAGGGACACUUGCCUGCAUCUCAGAUAUUUAAAAGAUUAAAUAGUUUUAAACUACUUCAGAUACUCCCCAUAUCUUUUCAAAGUCCACAGUAAGGUGAGCAAUAAUAAAAUCAUGAUAAAGCCAUAGAGGUUAGGGGAGGAAUGUCUUGGUUACAGGUUUAUCUUGCCCAGACUGCUGGAUAGCAGAAGGGCCUGUGUAGAACUGGUGUGAAGUUGAAGCUUCCUACUCAAAACACAAAAUUAGCCAACAUUAAAAAAAAAAUAAAAAAGCAAAGUCUCUGGUAGGCAGUAACACUCAAAUAAAAAAUAUUCAUGUCUAAAAUAACAACAGCUUUCAGCAACUUACUCUGUAAAUAAAAGGAGCAGCAAAGAAAUAGGAUCCAGAACUAAGUGCAGAUUCUCCCUAAGCUUCAAGACCUUGUUUUUAAUUAAAAGGUAAAUUCAUAUCCCAAAAUAGCAGCCAUCCCGUACAUUUCUAUCUUUCCCCUGCAUGUAUCCCUAUCCUGUUUCUUUACACUUAGAGAGUGAUUGGGACCUUUGACAAAUUUAUGUUGCUUUUGGAGCUGUAGGACUCUGCAGCUCCAGAAGAUUUGCAUUGCAGUCAUUUUUCCAGUUGGUCCGAGGAAAGGACUGCAUGGCCCUGCUCAGAAACCUGAGAGCAGCCUGGGGUCUCCUGUGGUCUCUGUGCAAGACUGAAGGUCAAUUUAUUUAUGGGCUGCUCCCACACCCCUGCUUUGGGCGUGAGCACCCCACACCUGAGAAGGGGCUUUCCUCCCACGCUCUGCUCAGCAGUUCCACACAGCUGUGUUUCAUAGCCUAAUGCCAGCAGGAAUCUCUGCUGAUAGCUCUCAGAAAGAACAAAACCCAGCUCCCUGAGUGCCAGCACCCACAAGGAGUAGCUCCCAGCAGCAGCAUCUGUAUUCAGUAUCAGUAGCAUUGGUAACCUUGGCCUUUUGGCCAGGGCACUUUGCAGGUGACAGCUUAGUACUUCUUUUUGUUUCCAAUCAAAUAGUCAAAAUCAGAUACCAAAGAUUAACCUGUACCUGUGGUGGGCCUAGAGCCACCGUCCCUGAUGCCUCCACCACAAGAAAUCCAGGCAGUGGAUGAUGCACAGGGGGCCUCUUGGGAGUGAGGGGCUGGAUGGCAAUGCUGGAGCUUUCUUCUUCUGUCACUGCGGGGUGCAGGUCAGAAUUCAUCCCCCUGGGGAGUCCUCUUGAAGGCAGGAAUUCAGAGUGGAAUGAGCCCAAGCAGGGUGUUUGAGCCAGGACACACAUCUCCCAGGAUUACCUGGCACAGCCUCUAAACUCUCACUUUUUUGCACAGAGCAGAGUCCCACUUUAGUCUCACAGGCUGCAGGAAAUUAGGAAAAUAAAAUGAGAUAUUGGCUAUCCAGGGUCUCCUGGGCAGCUCAGGGAGCCAGGAAUGAGGCUGGGCACUCAGAUGAGAGCUGCUCACUCCAUACACAGAGUACUGGUCCCAUUUUCUUCUGCCACUGUUGUCAUUCUCCAUUUUGGGAGAUUGUUUCAGAGAGAGGAGAACCAGUGGUUUAAAGCUACAAAAAUACUUGAAAGCUUAAAGAAGAUUUUUAUAUUGUCUAAAGCCAUGUGGCUGAAACUGAUCAUGUCCAUGCAUUUAUAGUUUAGGUUGUCCUUUUAUGCAUCAUUUGCUUUUCACUGUCCGUUUGUAUUUUUUUUUCCCCUCUCUCUUGACAUUAUGAAGCACAGGAUUGGUGAACUGAUCCAUAUUAAAACAAGCCUUUUUUAUUUUUUCCUCUCUUUCAAACCCUGUUCUGGUGGCUGCUCUGUUCUCUCACUGUUGUAUGGACAUUUGUGCCAGCAAAGGGAAGGGAUGAUCCAGAAAAGGCUGGUAUAAGCUAGGACUGACACAGAAAGCAUUUGGGAAGUUCAUGUGCAGGACACCAUCCAGUGCAGUUAAAAGGGAAUUAGUUUGAAUGUGAUGGCCUUGGGCUGAGCCUUAAUAUUAGAGGCAAUAGAAGGUGGUCUAAAAGUUCAAGGAGUGAUUGUCCACUAAGUAAUCUGAGAUGUGACAUACUUCACAGUUUCCUGGUAAGGAGGUUUGCUGCAGAAGAUGGAUUCUGCACUAUAGAAUCUGUGUUUUUAAAGAAUACAUAUUUCCAGCUUUGGAAUUGAGAAAAUGUUUUGAAACUGAAGAUAAUAUACCAAGCCCCACUAUCCCUACCUGAUUCCUGCUGGAGUCCCAGAUGCACCUCUGGUCCAUGCCUGUGUUUUGCCAGGCAAAUUUUAAAAAAAUAAAUCAACUACAAAUUGAAGGUUGGAAAUGAAGAUGAAAAAGGUAAUACAGCCUUGGUAUUAACUUCUUAUUAACCCCAAGGAUAUCACUGCACUGAGUUACUUGUUCUCAUGUAAUAUUUAAAAGAGAAAGCAAGCUGCUGUAGAUCUGAUUUUCCACCCUGCUUCCCUAGAAGGGCCUAAGGUCCAUCUGCCCUUCACAGCAGACUUCAACCUGUAGAGGAACUGAGUGGCUACCUGCAUGGAGGCUUGCUCCUGCUCAGGACGGACAGGGUUCUAGUCAAGCAUGAGGAAAACAAGCAAAAACAAGUGUGGAGGAUGAGUGCCUGUCCUGCACACAACUGUGUGUCCCACAAAGGGACACUAAAGAGUCCUGCCCAGUGGAGUUGUGGGGUCUGUGCACCCUUCACUCUGGUGACAGGCAGCCAUAUGGGUAGCCCCAUGUCCUGCCACCCCAGGAGCAGAGUUUGGCAUGGCCUCUGCACAGCCCUGAGCAUUUGUUCCAUCAUAGCAUUUCCUGAUGGUUUACAUCCAGAUCAAAUUGUUUACAGGGAAAGGAAGAAUGGGAUCUGAAUAAUAAAAAUCAUUUACUGACAGAAUUUGGAGAGUUUCCUGGGACCACCACCUGGGGAGCAAUCUUUCAUGCUUACUCCAUGCAUGGUAUCUUGUGGGCUUAUGUACACAGGGUUUUUCUGACGAUAAGUGUUACAUCAAGUGUGAUCCAUGUUAUAUUGCUGCUGGGUUAUGACCUUAGUGCUAAUUACCUGCUGUCUGUUAAAUGUCUAAAUAAAAGGUAACUUCCAAGCUGUUGGAAGUCAAUGGUA